AUGCCUGGUCCUACCUCUGCCGGUGGUGACUCCGACGACCCAGUAAUCGCCUCCUAUGACAUCUUUAUCACUGAUGCCCAAGUGCGCCGCUUUCUUCUACAAUACCCUGACCGUUCUUCGUCACAUCCCUAUAACGAUCUUAGCCUUCAGAAGCCCACCGAGCUUCGCCUGAAACCGAACACUGGGCUCGUUGAAGUCGAUAUUCCGAUCAAUACUCGCAUUAAUUAUGACGAACGCAAGGGUCUUCGGUAUGGAAAUGCGCUCAAAAAGAGCCGCAUUAUUCAGGAAGGAGGGACACACGGUGUUGCUGGCGGAUUUAACACCGGCGGUGCUGGCUCUGGGAGAAUGAAAAUUGAAGGAGAUUCGGUCGGGAAAGGAUACUGGGACGACGAGGAUGGCGGAGGCUAUGAAGACCUGGAAGACGAGGAGCUAAAAGGGGGACAUAUUAUGGCAACCCAGACAUUGGGGGGUAGGAUACAAGAACCGGCCAACGGCGAUCCAAUAUAUAUGCUGGGAGCUUUUAAAGAAGAUGAGCUCCAUCUUGCUCCUCUCUCGGCUAUAGUACAACUGCGACCCCAAUUACAUCAUCUCGAUGCGUACGACGAAAUCUCAGCUAAAGGGAAAUCAACGACGAGAGCAAAAAAAGAGGAGGAGGAGGGCGGUCCUCGAAAUGCGCCCGAAGCUCGAGCAAUCGACGUUAAAGUAAAGUCAGCGGAAGCAGAACCAACAGGCGGACAACGCAACAAUGAACUUCUAAAACGAAUGCAAGAUGAGAAAUGGGAAAAGUAUUGGUGGAUUGAUGAAAAUGCAAGUUCGCCUGAGCAAGGCUCAUUCUUCAUAUCUACAUUUCCUUUCGACGAAGAAUCAUGGGACAAAUAUGAUGAGUACAUGUUCAAUCGAACAAUAGAACCGCCCCUCCCACUUGAAUCUGCGAUUGAACCUGAUGAUUACAUUGAUGGCAUGAGUGCGCCGAGGGUGGACCCUACUCAGCCAGAUAUGAGUGGGUGGGCGCUGAAGAUGCGGCAGAAAAAAAGAAGGUCGUCAAGCAAUGCCCGGCGCGGAUCUGCUAGGUCGCAGAUGGGCGACGGCGAUAUGGUGAUGGAGACGGGUUAG
Molecule: messenger RNA, 1113 nt
Organism: Ophidiomyces ophidiicola
Lineage: Eukaryota; Fungi; Ascomycota; Eurotiomycetes; Onygenales; Onygenaceae
Exons: 4
Coding region: 1-1113 (370 amino acids)
Biological process (GO): DNA-templated transcription
Cellular component (GO): RNA polymerase III complex; nucleus
Source: RefSeq, a predicted model, not a curated record